AUGAUCAGAAAUCAGGAAAACAGUGUUAGACCGCACGACAUAGUAUUUUGCUUCAACUAUGAUCCCAAACGUCCUGCUUCUUGGGAUGGCAUCCGAAACGCAUCCGAAAACGGCAACGUUUGUUCACAACUAGAUCUAUCAACUGAAACGGUGAUCGGUGACGAAGACUGCCUUUAUCUUAACGUUUAUGUACCACGUAGUAUCUAUGGAACAACGCGGAUUCCAGUUAUGGUGUGGAUUCAUGGUGGAGGAUAUUUUUAUGGUUCAGGCUCUGAUGGUAAUCACCGACCUGAUUAUCUUUUGGCAAAAGAAGUCAUUGUAGUGUCCAUAAACUACAGACUCGGUGCUUUUGGUUUCUUAAAGCUCGGUCAUGAAACAGUAAGCGGAAACCAAGGUCUGAAAGAUCAGACUGCCGCGCUGAAAUGGGUAAAAGAAAAUAUUCACGUAUUCGGCGGAGAUCCAGAAAAUAUCACUGUAUUUGGUAACAGUACUGGUGCUGUGAGCGUGCAUUUACUAAUGUUAUCACCGCUAUCUAAAGGUCUUUUUCAUAAAGCUAUUCUUCAAAGCGGUACAUGUACGUGCAAAUAUUCGAUAAAAGAGACUUAGCAAGAAGUGGUCUCGUUUGAACUUUCCUCAUUACUUGGUAAUGAUUCCAAGGACCCCGAAGAAAUCGUAGAGUUUCUUCGUACGAUACCCGCUGAUAAAAUCGUC
This is a messenger RNA of Ooceraea biroi (clonal raider ant), 711 nucleotides long. Its product is annotated as para-nitrobenzyl esterase. The record is from RefSeq and is a predicted model, not a curated record. NCBI's taxonomy places the organism in Eukaryota, Metazoa, Arthropoda, Insecta, Hymenoptera, Formicidae.